Molecule: messenger RNA, 2700 nt
Organism: Pelobates fuscus (common spadefoot toad)
Lineage: Eukaryota; Metazoa; Chordata; Amphibia; Anura; Pelobatidae
Product: oocyte zinc finger protein XlCOF22-like
Exons: 5
Coding region: 96-1955 (619 amino acids)
Biological process (GO): regulation of transcription by RNA polymerase II
Molecular function (GO): RNA polymerase II cis-regulatory region sequence-specific DNA binding; DNA-binding transcription factor activity
Source: RefSeq, a predicted model, not a curated record
CCGUAUCGUAAACCUUACCAACCCUGACCCCGAGUGACCGGGAAACAGAGACAGCCAGUGUGUAUAAUAACAAAGGCUGCCUGAUUGGCUGAAUAAUGACAAACACAAACCGGAAUCAGAUGACGGAGAGGAUCCUGGAUCUGACCCUGGAGGUCAACUACCUGCUGACUGGAGAGAAUUACAUUGCUGUGAAGAGUCCUGGAGAGCCCGCUGUGCAGAACCAUGGUUUCAGUGUGUCAGACAGACCCAGCAAGUCCCAGAGCCCCAGCAUGGUGCCUUCACCUCAUUCUCUGAUACAUGAGAAAAACAAUGACCUGAAGAUCCUAGUAAUGGCCAAUAAGAUCAUCCACCUGCUGACUGGAAAGGUGUGGGAGUAUUUAGAAGGACACAAGGAAACCUAUAAUGAUGCCCUGCUGGAGACUCACCAGACUCUCAGCUCAUUGGCUGAUUCAAUGAACACACCUGAAGCUGAAGGGUUUAACAUCCGGAGUACCAAAGAAGAUGAACAAACAAUUAAUCAAGAAAUAAAAUGCGUUAGAAUAAAUAAAAGGGGACGAAAGCGGAAACCUUUGAGAUAUGAGAGAACUUUAUUUGAAGAAAUAGACUUAACACAUGCUGGCGUUGAUCAAAACUUUCUCCAAACUGAGUAUAACUCUACUCCUAUUCAGAAGGAAUCCAUCUCCUCUAUACAAGAAAACCACAGAGGCAUUUAUUUACCCCCAGAAAAUACACAGACAGAAUGUCAUUCUACUCAUAUUGCCGCGUGUGAAGAAAGUACUGAGCUUGGUGUCCCCACAGAAUACAUGUCUGUUCAUAUUAAAGAGGAAUCACCCUCGUAUGAAGAAGACUUUUUCACAGGUAGUGACAUUUAUACACCAACACGACCUACACAGUUAGAAUAUCCACCUACUCAUAUCAAGGAUGAACCAGUUUUUUGUAACAGUGAAAAUCUGUUAGACACUGACAUUUAUACACCUCCAGAAUAUGCCUCUACGUUUAAGGAGAAAUCGACCACGAAUGAGGAGAGAAAUGUCUCCGACCCAUCCGUUUCAACCCCCAUCUGUAAAUUUGAGAGACAACAGAAAUGGAAUAGUAACACACAGCUGGGAGAAAGCAUGGAAAUAUUAAAUCAAAGAAAACACACAGUAGACCAGCUGUAUAACAGUUUUGAGAUAAGUAAGGCUUCUGAUACCCAUUCCGAUGUUGAUAAAGAUCAGAAAGCCCAUGAUGGAAACAAAGUAACAUGUUCUGAAUGUGGGACAUUUUUUGCCAGUAAGGUACAUUUCUUUGGACAUCAAUGUUUAUAUCUGAAAUCACGGUUUACCAGAAGGAACAGGAUUUGCCAAGGAGCGAAUUCGCUUUCUUGCUCAUGUGGUAAAUGUUUAAAGACAAAAUAUUUUUUUAGACCUCAGAAUGUGCAUGCUGGUGAAAAGCCAUUUUCUUGUUCCGAAUGUGGGAAAUGUUUUAAACUGAAGGCAACUCUUAAAUCUCACGAGAGAAUUCACACUGGAGAAAAGCCAUUUUCUUGUGCAGAGUGUGGGAAAUGUUUCAGCCAGAGAUCCGGUCGUAAUACACAUCUGAAGAUUCAUACAGGAGAGAAACCUUUCUCCUGCUCUGUAUGUGGGAAAUCGUUUAGGCACAAGGCCUAUCUUAUUACACAUGAGAGGAUUCAUACAGGAGAGAAGCCAUUUUCUUGUUUUGAAUGUGGGAAAUGUUUUAUAGAAAAACCAAGACUUCUUGCACACCAAAGGAUUCACACAGGAGAAAAACCAUUUGUUUGUUCUGAAUGUGGGAGAUCUUUUACAAAUUAUUCAAAUCUCCUCGCACAUAAAAAGAUUCACAAAGGGGAAAAACCAUAUUCUUGUUCUGAAUGUGGGAAAUGUUUUAGUAAGAGGGAAUACCUUACCUCUCACCAAAUGCAAGGCUGUUCAAGUACAUCUGAUAUAAAUUUCUAAAGCCCAAGGAAAGGGCCAUGCAGAGUAUCCUGGGAAGACCGCAAAGGGAUGUAUGUUUGCAAUACCACCAAUGCUUUCACCAACACAGUAAACUCUUUAGUAAGGUUUUUCUUGGAAAUGUCAUGAACUGAAAGAUAUCGGUUCCUAUUUUAGGAACAUAUAACCCACUUCAAAUACCGAUUACUUGAGCAGGUAUUCUUACCCAUGCAGAAGGGAAUAUUGGCAGCUACACAAAAUUCCUGCACACAAACAUCCCACAAUAAUCGCUAAAAGUAUUCUAACAAAAGCUGACUAAACUUGUUCUCGAAAUGCCUAGACCACAAAUGAUUAUUGAUGCAGUCGCUCUAGUUUAGUGAACUGCCACUAUUCUAUACACAAAUUUGUAAGAUGUUCCCACCAUAGCAGAUGAAUAGCAAUUCAAUAUAAUCACCUCGUGGUUUCAUUGCCCAAAGCAGAAUUGUACCAUUGUACAUUUUUCUUUAGGGAAACACUGUCACCAGUUGGGGACUGUGCCAAAUUUGCAAAGUCCCCUGAUGGUGACAUCACCGUUGUGGGUCCGGUGUCUGAACGGGCAGGUUAAGUUCCAUCACGGGCACUGUUAUCUUAAUACGGGGGUCCUCUUUAGAGCCGGUCACUGCUGUACUCUUGCACAUACAUGAGAGUACAUAAUUUAAGCCUAAUGGCGGAUCAUACGAGAUAGCGGGAUCUUCCAUAGACAGUCAAUUCCCUGUAAAUGUAUAGCAUU